Messenger RNA from Closterium sp. NIES-65, 2811 nucleotides. The record is from the annotation of a GenBank genome assembly. Lineage: Eukaryota; Viridiplantae; Streptophyta; Zygnematophyceae; Desmidiales; Closteriaceae.
AUGACGGACCAAGUUGCGCAUAAUCGCCUUGAUUACCUGUGGGCUGCUGCAGUUGCCGAGAACGACCUCGCCUUCAACGUCAGCAAGUCGAAAUCGAUUCAGGCGUUCGUUGACGCGGUGAUCAUGUACGCGAAACCGUAUACCCUCCCAACCCCGUACAAGGUAUCCGGCCCAUUGCUGGACAAGCUGAAGGCGGACUCCGAGGACCUGCUGCGGCCGCUGAAGGAGAGCUGGAAGACCAGCGGGUGCUCGCUCUCCGUCGAUGGAUGGACGGACAUCAAAUCCCGCGGUUUUGUGUGUGUCAUCGCGCAAAAUGACACCGCACCCGUCAUCGUCGACAUCGUUGACUCGAAGACCGUAAAAAAAACCGGGGACUACUUGGCAACGCUUAUUCAGGGAGCGAUCACCACUGUGGGGCCGAAGCAUGUCGUCCAAGUCGUGAUGGAUAACGCUUCGAACAACAAAAACGCCGCCAGCAAGCUAAGCGCGGAUUAUCCCCAUAUCUUCUUCACCAACUGCGCCGCCCACUGCCUCGACCUCAUGCUGCACGACAUCGGCAAGAUCCCUGCGGUGAAACUCGUCCUUUCCCAAGUGCAUCAGGUCGUGAUGAUGAUCAAAGGCGCCGCCUCGGCCGUGGUCUUGUUCCGUGAGCUUUUUACCAAGCUCUCGUUGGUGCGGCCUGGUGCAACGAGAUUUGGCACCCAGGUCAUCAUGCUCGGCAGGUUCCUUGAGGUGAAGCGCGCGUUGAGGGCGAUGGUAAUCAGCGAGGAAUGGGAGGAUGUAGCGGUGGCACGGACGGAGGAGGGGAUGGAGGUUAGGAAGCUGCUUUUGGACGACGUUUUUUGGGACUGUGGGACGGCCGUGCACCGCCUCAUGACUCCCAUCUACGAGGUUCUCCGCGCCGUCGACACACGGGCUCAAGUCAUGGGGCAGCUGUACGGCCUCAUGCUUGAAGCCAUGGUGAAGACUAAUGCGGCGGCUGAGACGGCUGCCGCACACUUCAUCAAGCGGACGGGUCUGCUGUUGCCUAAGGACAGGAGCACUUUCCUCACCUCCAUCAAGGCGAUCAUUGCCAGGAGGUGGGACGCACAACUGCACAACCCCCUGCAUGCCAUCGGUUGGCUCCUCAACCCCCGUAACCAGUACAUUGGGGAGGUAAGGAAUGACAAGGAGAUUAGGAAGGGGGUGGAUGAGGUAAUCCAGGCCCGGGGCGGAGAUGUGCAGCAGCGCAUAACGCUAGCUGCACAGGUGGCUCAGUUUCACCGAGGGGAGGGCAGGUUGGGCUCUGACGAUGCCCGUUGGGGAGCAACUACCUUGGUGGAGGCGGGGCACAUGACGGAGGCGGAAUGGUGGUUCCUGUUUGGUGGGGAGGUGCAGGCGCUCCAAGACCUGGCUGUGACGUCUUUGUCACAGCCAGUCACCUCCUCCGAAGUGGAGAGGUACUGGUCGGCGCUGGCACGUGUGCAGAGGCGCGACCGGAACCGCCUCACGGCGAAGAAGAUGACUGACGUCACCUUCGUCGCCUUCACCCGGCGGGCCCGUGAUGCCUUUGAUCGAAAGGCAGCCCUGCGUUCCAAGCUCUAUCAGGACCUGGGCAACGGCACCCUCAGGGAAGGGGCUGCCAUCAUCCCGGCCGAAGUGGAGGUGGAGGAAAGGGAUGCGGAGGAGGAGGCACCCGUGGAGGAGGAAUGCACCAUUGAUUGGUCGGAAUUUGGGAGCAUCGGCAAGAAGAGGAAAGGGAAGGCGGUCUCCUCAUGGCUUGCUGCUUCCUUCCCUCUCACAAUCCCGUGGCAUGCGCAGGGCGUGGGGGGCGGCUUGAGGGGCAAAGGAGAGGCAGGCAAGGCAUCGGAAACAACGUGGUUUCCGCUGCCAAUGAAGGAGUACGACAGCACGCUGGUCUCAACGGCCAACGGCACAAUGGGCAACACCAUGGUCAACUACAGCACCUUCGCCGGCGGCAACGACAAGAUCCGCCUCCCGUAUGCAUGCGCCAGCGUCGUGCACGUGUACCCGUACUACGUGAAUCUCAAGCUGGGGUCGCAGAAGCAGGAGUUCAGCAUGGCGCUCAACCUGUUCCUGCCGCACACCUUUGUGCCCUGCAACUGUCUGCAAUGCGGCUCCAUGCGCAAGGGGGUGCGUGGGGUUCCGCCCUCCCCACACUCCUCCCGCGCGGGGGAGUGCGGAGCUCGAAUGAGAACCACCUACAGCAAGCCCUUCAGCACGCUUUCCUCCUCGACCCUUGAGUACAUCUCCUGCGCCGACCAGCGCUGCCAGAAGGGUGUUGAAUCCGGCUACUACGGCUGCAACACGGAGGGGCUGGCCAACUACCUCAACCUCACGGGCGUACUGCCUGGGGACGACGCUCUCUGCGUGUAUGAUGCGAAUGCAGGAAACUACGACUACUAUGAAGCGGACUGGGAAGCUGUUGAGAACGGAACAGGAUCGUACCUUGAGUCAGUGGGGCAUGUGGUGCAGGACACGGUCUACCUCACUGCACCUGACGGUACCGAAGUCAACCGCUCCAUCAUUCUUGGCUGUGGAGUGAAUCAGAUGGGUCACUGGGGCAUGCAGGGGUGGCAGUACGGCUCGUGGUCAGCAGGAGGCGUGCUGGGGUUGGGGUGGAACAGCCCCUUCCUCUAUCAGCUCACCUCUGCCGAAACCCCAGUGUCCUUCGCGGUGUGCUUGGAGGAGCCGACACCGACGAACAAGACGGGGUGGGAUGGCAAGGUGCCGCUGCAGACAGGCAGCAGCCAUCUCGUCAUUGGUGCUUUCGGCCUCACUAAAGGCGCCGCCAACUACACCUACAUGUAA